CACCGAUCGACCCGAGUAUCCCGACUAAAAGAUGUACCUGAUGAGCUUACUGAAGCAAUUCUACAGGGCAUGGAAGCCCUUGAGCCGAACGAGCGGUUUGAUAUCCUCACCACCACAUCCAUACAGCAAAUCAAGAACGCUCGCCUCUUAUCUCGGCAGUUCUGCGCCUGUUCUUGGCGUUCUUUCGCGAAGGUCCUAGGACAGACUACGUUCUUCGCGACCCGCUCGAGCAUGAACGACCUUGCCAGACUCUCGAAAAUCACCGCGCUAAAUACAUGGGUCACAACUCUGACGUUCUCCGGGAUGGUGUUUGCGAAACUCCGAGUCCCGCUGCAUAAGUUGCACCUUGGCUGCGCGAACCUCUGCUCGAACGUCAGGUGUGCCGCAACGAUCAAAUCGCAUACAAGACGGCCCAGAACCGAACUCACAUAUCAUGCGACUUCGAGAAAGACCUCGCGGCAAUCCUACCUCGCUUUGCUAAGCUAAAGCAUCUACGGUACUAUCGAGCCACCAACGGCCACAUUAAAGAGUGGAUUGCGUCAAAGCACUUUCGUCCAAAGUGCUGUUACUCUACCGAGGAGAGCGAAUAUCAAGACGGACAGGCGCAUCUAGCUACCGACGAGGAAUUCAAGGUCGAUAAGCAGCCACCGUCAGUCUUAUACAGCAUCUUCAAGGUCCUGGGAAAGUUAGAAAUCCAACUAGAGAGUUUCUCCACCCCAUUCCUGGGCAAUCGAGAUACAGAUCGCAACGCC
Messenger RNA from Mytilinidion resinicola, 752 nucleotides. RefSeq lists its product as uncharacterized. The record is from RefSeq and is a predicted model, not a curated record. Lineage: Eukaryota; Fungi; Ascomycota; Dothideomycetes; Mytilinidiales; Mytilinidiaceae. Bases 70 to 486 code for a protein of 138 amino acids. The transcript has a single exon.